AUGACCCUGCUGCUUUGCCUGUGCUGUCUGAUUUUCUCCUGCCUGACCUUUUCCUGGUUAAAAAUCUGGGGGAAAAUGACAGACGCCACGCCAGCCGCCAAGAAUAAACCGGAGGCGAGCUUCGUCCCAAGCCAGGAGCCCCUUCCAGCGCCCAACAGCUCCAAGGAGCCACCGCAGAAAAACGGGGACAGCGGCCCUUUGCCAAAGACCCCCAGCCAGGCGGAGCCGGCCUCCCAGAAAGGCCCCAAAGAUGCCGACUGGCAAAGGACCUCCAGGCCGCCCCGGCACAGGCACCCCUCCAGAAGCCCCCUUCCCUCCCGCGAUGCCUCCCCAGCCAGUGGGAUACGGACCCAAGGCCCGGAGGCCCCAGACACCAACGGCCUGUCCUCUCCGCUGGCCAGGCCCCAGGCCCGAGCCAGAGCCCUGUCCAAAGAGGACCAGAAGCAGGCGCGCCUCAAGAGGCAGCUGAUGACCAACUUCAUCCUGGGCUCCUUCGACGACAACUCCUCCGACGAGGACCCAGGGGCUGGCGCAGGCCGGGAGUCCUCCCGCAGGGGCAGCCGGGCCAGCCUGGGGGCCCUGACCCCGGAGGCUGCUCGGGCCGCAGGCGACUCGGAGGCCCUGGUCCCCGCGAUGAGGCCCAGCAUGUCCGGACUCCACCUGGUGAAGAGGGGCCGCGAGCACAAGAGGGUGGACGUGCAGAGAGACUUCACCGUGGCUUCGCCGGCCGAGUUUGUCAUGCGCUUUGGGGGGGACCGGGUCAUUGAGAAGGUGCUCAUCGCCAACAACGGCAUCGCCGCCGUGAAGUGCAUGCGCUCCAUCCGCCGGUGGGCCUACGAGAUGUUCCGGAACGAGCGCGCCAUCCGGUUUGUCGUCAUGGUGACUCCAGAGGACCUCAAGGCCAACGCAGAGUACAUCAAGAUGGCAGACCAGUAUGUCCCCGUCCCCGGGGGGCCCAACAACAACAACUACGCCAACGUGGAGCUGAUCGUGGACAUCGCCAAGAGGAUCCCCGUGCAGGCGGUGUGGGCUGGCUGGGGCCACGCUUCCGAAAACCCCAAACUCCCGGAGCUCCUGUGCAAGGACGAGAUUGCUUUCUUAGGCCCUCCCAGCGAGGCCAUGUGGGCCCUGGGAGACAAGAUCGCCUCCACCAUCGUGGCCCAGACGCUGCAGAUUCCAACCCUGCCCUGGAGCGGGAGCGGCCUGACGGUGGAGUGGGCAGAGGACUGUCUGCAGGAGGGGAAGAGGAUCAGGGUCCCGGAAGACGUGUACAGCCAGGGCUGUGUGAAGGACGUAGAGGAGGGCUUGCAGGCAGCAGAACAGAUCGGCUUCCCGCUGAUGAUCAAAGCUUCCGAAGGCGGCGGCGGGAAAGGGAUCCGGAAGGCGGAGAGCGCCGAGGACUUCCCCAUCCUGUUCCGGCAGGUGCAGAGCGAGAUCCCGGGCUCCCCCGUCUUCCUCAUGAAGCUGGCCCAGCGCGCCCGGCACCUGGAGGUGCAGAUCCUCGCCGACCAGUACGGCAACGCCGUGUCCCUGUUCGGGCGCGACUGCUCCAUCCAGCGGCGCCAUCAGAAGAUCAUCGAGGAGGCGCCUGCCACCAUCGCCACCCCAGUCGUGUUCGAGUUCAUGGAGCAGUGCGCCGUCCGCCUGGCCAAGACUGUGGGCUACGUGAGCGCGGGGACGGUGGAGUACCUGUACAGCGAGGACGGCAGCUUCCACUUCCUGGAGCUGAACCCCCGGCUGCAGGUGGAACAUCCCUGUACGGAGAUGAUCGCCGACGUCAACCUGCCGGCCGCCCAGCUGCAGAUCGCCAUGGGCGUGCCGCUGCACCGGCUGAAGGACAUCCGCCUGCUGUACGGAGAGUCGCCGUGGGGGGUGACGCCCAUCGCCUUCGAAACGCCCCCCAACCCGCCCCUCGCCCGCGGCCACGUCAUCGCGGCCAGAAUCACCAGCGAAAACCCUGAUGAGGGGUUCAAGCCGAGCUCAGGGACAGUCCAGGAGCUGAAUUUCCGCAGCAGCAGGAACGUGUGGGGCUAUUUCAGCGUGGCGGCCACCGGUGGCCUGCACGAGUUUGCCGACUCCCAGUUCGGACACUGCUUCUCCUGGGGAGAGAACCGGGAAGAGGCCAUCUCGAACAUGGUGGUGGCCUUGAAGGAGCUGUCCAUCCGGGGCGACUUCAGGACCACCGUGGAGUACCUCAUCAACCUCCUGGAGACCGAGAGCUUCCAGAACAACGACAUCGACACCGGCUGGCUGGACCACCUCAUCGCCGAGAAAGUGCAGGCCGAGAAGCCGGAUAUCAUGCUCGGGGUGGUGUGUGGCGCCUUGAACGUGGCCGACGCGAUGUUCAGAACCUGCAUGACGGACUUCCUGCACUCGCUGGAGAGGGGCCAGGUCCUGCCUGCGGAUUUCUUGCUGAACACGGUGGACGUGGAACUGAUUUACGGAGGCGUUAAGUAUAUUCUCAAGGUGGCCCGGCAGUCGCUGACCAUCUUCGUCCUCAUCAUGAACGGCGGCCACAUCGAGAUCGACGCCCACCGGCUCAACGACGGCGGCCUCCUGCUGUCCUACGACGGCAACAGCUACACCACCUACAUGAAGGAGGAAGUGGACAGUUACCGCAUCACCAUCGGCAACAAGACGUGCGUGUUCGAGAAGGAGAACGACCCCACGGUGCUGCGGUCGCCCUCGGCUGGGAAGCUGACGCAGUACACGGUGGAGGACGGGGGCCACGUGGAGGCCGGGGACAGCUACGCCGAGAUGGAGGUGAUGAAGAUGAUCAUGACCCUGACCGUGCAGGAGAGCGGCCGGGUGAAGUACAUCAAGCGCCCGGGGGCCGUGCUGGAGGUGGGCUGCGUGGUGGCCAGGCUGGAGCUUGAUGACCCGUCCAAGGUGCACCCGGCCAAGCCGUUCACAGGGGAGCUCCCCGCCCAGCAGACGCUGCCCCUCAUGGGGGAGAAGCUGAACCAGGUCUUCCACAGCGUCCUGGAGAACCUCACCAACGUCAUGAGCGGCUACUGCCUGCCCGAGCCCAUCUUCAGCAUAAAGCUGAAGGAGUGGGUGCAGAAGCUCAUGAUGACCCUGCGGCACCCGUCGCUGCCGCUGCUGGAGCUGCAGGACAUCAUGACCAACGUGUCGGGCCGCAUCCCCGCCCCCGUGGAGAAGUCGGUCCGCAGGGUGAUGGCCCAGUACGCCAGCAACAUCACCUCUGUGCUCUGCCAGUUCCCCAGCCAGCAGAUAGCCAACAUCCUGGACUGCCACGCAGCCACGCUGCAGCGGAAGGCCGACCGGGAAGUGUUCUUCAUGAACACACAGAGCAUCGUGCAGCUGGUCCAGAGAUACCGCAGCGGGACCCGCGGCUACAUGAAGGCCGUGGUGCUGGACCUCCUGAAACGGUACCUGCAAGUGGAGCACCACUUCCAACAAGCCCACUACGACAAGUGCGUGAUCAACCUGCGGGAGCAGCUGAAGCCCGACAUGGCGCAGGUGCUGCACUGCAUCUUCUCCCACGCGCAGGUGGCCAAGAAGAACCAGCUGGUGAUCAUGCUCAUCGACGAGCUCUGUAGCCCAGACCCUUCCCUGUCGGAGGAGCUGACCUCCAUCCUCAGCGAGCUCACGCAGCUCAGCAAGACCGAGCACUGCAAAGUGGCCCUCAGGGCCAGGCAGGUCCUCAUCGCCUCCCACCUCCCCUCCUAUGAGCUGAGGCACAACCAGGUGGAGUCCAUUUUCCUGUCUGCCGUCGACAGGUACGGCCACCAGUUCUGCCCGGAAAACCUCAAGAAAUUAAUACUCUCGGAGACGACCAUCUUUGACGUCCUGCCCACUUUCUUCUAUCACGUCAACAAGGUGGUCUGCAUGGCGUCCUUGGAGGUGUACGUGCGGAGGGGCUACAUCGCCUACGAGCUCAACAGCCUGCAGCACCGGCAGCUCCCGGACGGCACCUGCGUGGUGGAGUUCCAGUUCAUGCUGCCCUCCUCCCACCCCAACCGGAUAGCCGUGCCCGUCAGCAUCACCAACCCCGACCUGCUGAGACACAGCACCGAGCUCUACAUGGACAGCGGCUUCUCCCCGCUGUGCCAGCGGAUGGGCGCCAUGGUGGCCUUCAGGAGGUUCGAGGAGUUCACCAGGAACUUCGAUGACGUCAUCUCCUGCUUCGCCAACGUGCCCCGGGACGCCCCCCUCUUCAGCAAGGCCCAGACCUCCGUGUACUCUGAGGAGGACUGCAAGAGCCUCCGAGAGGAGCCCAUCCACAUCCUGAACGUGGCCAUCGAGUGCGCCGAGCACCUGGAGGACGAGGAGCUGGUGCCCAUCCUGCGGACCUUCGUGCAGUCCAAGAAAAACAUCCUGGUGGAGUACGGGCUCCGAAGAAUCACCUUCCUGAUCGCGCAGGAGAAAGAAUUCCCCAAGUUUUUCACCUUCAGAGCAAGAGACCAGUUCGCAGAAGAUCGCAUUUACCGCCACCUGGAGCCCGCACUGGCCUUCCAGCUGGAGCUCAGCCGGAUGCGCAACUUCGACGUGACGGCCGUGCCCUGUGCCAACCACAAGAUGCACCUCUACCUGGGCGCCGCCAAGGUGAAGGAGGGCGUGGAGGUGACCGACUACCGCUUCUUCAUCCGCGCCAUCAUCCGCCACUCGGACCUGAUCACCAAGGAGGCCUCCUUCGAGUACCUGCAGAACGAGGGCGAGCGGCUGCUGCUGGAGGCCAUGGACGAGCUGGAGGUGGCCUUCAACAACACCAGCGUGCGCACCGACUGCAACCACAUCUUCCUCAACUUCGUGCCCACCGUCAUCAUGGACCCCUACAAGAUCGAGGAGGCCGUGCGCUCCAUGGUCAUGCGCUACGGCAGCCGGCUGUGGAAGCUGCGCGUGCUCCAGGCCGAGGUCAAGAUCAACAUCCGCGAGACGGCCGCCGACAGCGCCAUCCCCAUCCGCCUGUUCAUCACCAACGAGUCCGGCUACUACCUGGACAUCAGCCUCUACAAGGAGGUCACCGACCCCAGAUCCGGAAACAUCAUGUUUCACUCCUUUGGCAACAAGCAGGGAGCCCAGCACGGGAUGCUCAUCAACACUCCCUACGUCACCAAGGACCUGCUGCAGGCCAAGCGCUUCCAGGCCCAGUCCCUGGGGACCACCUACGUGUACGACUUCCCGGAAAUGUUCCGGCAGGCUCUCUCUAAACUGUGGGGCUCCCCAGACAAGUGCCCCAAAGACAUGCUGACGUACACGGAGCUGGUGCUGGACCCGCGGGGCCAGCUGGUGGAGAUGAACCGGCUGCCCGGAGGAAACGAGGGGCGGGGCCUGGUGCUCAUCAGCAACGACAUCACCUUCCGCAUCGGCUCCUUCGGCCUGGGCGAGGACCUCCUGUACCUGCGCGCCUCCCAGCUGGCCCGGGCCGAGGGCAUCCCCCAGGUCUACCUGGCAGCCAACAGCGGGGCGCGCAUCGGCCUCGCCGAGGAGAUCAAGCACAUGUUCCAGGUGGCCUGGGUGGACCCGGAGGACCCCCUCAAGGGAUUUAAGUACCUGUACCUGACCCCCCAAGAGUACACCCGGAUCAGCUCCCUGAACUCCGUCCACUGCAAACACGUGGAGGAGGAAGGGGAAUCCAGGUACGUCAUCACGGACAUCAUUGGGAAGGACGACGGCCUGGGCGUGGAGAACCUGAGGGGCUCGGGCAUGAUCGCAGGCGAGUGCUCCCUGGCCUAUGACGAGAUCGUCACCAUCAGCAUGGUGACCUGCCGCGCCCUGGGCAUCGGGGCCUACCUGGUGCGGCUGGGCCAGCGGGUGAUCCAGGUGGAAAACUCCCACAUCAUCCUGACCGGAGCCAGCGCCCUCAACAAGGUCCUGGGCAGAGAGGUCUACACGUCCAACAACCAGCUGGGCGGCGUGCAGAUCAUGCACAACAACGGCGUCUCCCACAUCACCGUGCCCGACGACUUCGAGGGCGUUUACACCAUCCUGGAGUGGCUGUCCUACAUGCCCAAGGAUAAUCACAGCCCGGUCCCCAUCGUCACUCCCACUGACCCCAUUGACAGGGAGAUCGAGUUUUGCCCAUCGAGAGCCCCCUACGACCCCCGGUGGAUGCUUGCAGGAAGGUCUCACCCAACUCUGAAGGGGACCUGGCAGAGUGGAUUCUUCGACCAGGGCAGCUUCAAGGAGAUCCUGGCGCCCUGGGCCCAGACCGUGGUGACGGGACGCGCAAGGCUGGGGGGCAUCCCUGUGGGUGUGAUCGCCGUGGAGACGCGGACGGUGGAGAUGGUGGUGCCCGCAGACCCCGCCAACCUGGAUUCCGAGGCCAAGAUCACCCAGCAGGCGGGCCAGGUGUGGUUCCCGGACUCCGCCUACAAGACGGCCCAGGUCAUCAAGGACUUCAACCAGGAGAAGCUGCCCCUGAUGAUCUUUGCCAACUGGAGGGGCUUCUCUGGGGGCAUGAAAGACAUGUACGACCAGGUGCUGAAGUUCGGCGCCUACAUCGUGGACGGCCUGCGGCAGUACCGCCAGCCCAUCCUCAUUUACAUCCCGCCCUGCGCGGAGCUCCGCGGCGGCUCCUGGGUGGUCCUGGACUCCACCAUCAACCCCCUGUGCAUAGAGAUGUACGCGGACAAGGAGAGCAGGGGGGGCGUCCUGGAGCCGGAGGGAACCGUGGAGAUUAAGUUCCGGAAGAAGGACCUGAUAAAGGCCAUGAGGAGGAUCGACCUGACGUACAAGAAGCUUGUGGAGCGGUUAGGAGCGUCUGAUCUCUCCGACAAGGAGCGCAGGGACCUGGAGUGCCAGCUGAAGGCCCGCGAGGAGCUGCUGCUGCCCAUCUACCACCAGGUGGCGGUGCAGUUCGCCGACCUCCACGACACACCGGGCAGGAUGCUGGAGAAGGGGGUCAUCUCCGACGUGCUGGAGUGGAGGACCUCACGCACCUUCCUGUACUGGCGCCUGCGCCGCCUGCUGCUGGAGGAGCAGGUGAAGAAGGAAAUCCUGCAGGUCAGCGGCGAGCUCAGCCACGUGCACAUCCAGUCCAUGCUGCGCCGCUGGUUCGUGGAGACGGAGGGCGCCGUCAAGGCCUACCUGUGGGACAACAACCAGAUGGUGGUGCAGUGGCUGGAGCAGCACUGGCAGGCGGGCGACGGCCUGCGCUCCACCAUCGGUGAGAACAUCAAGUACCUGAAGCGGGAUUCCGUGCUCAAGACCAUCCGGGGCCUGGUCCAAGACAACCCCGAGGUGGCUGUGGACUGCAUGAUGUACAUGAGCGAGCACAUCAGCCCGGCCCAGCGGGCCCAGGUCGCUCACCUCCUGUCCACCAUGGACAGCCCGGCCUCCACCUGA
This is a messenger RNA of Pipistrellus nathusii (Nathusius's pipistrelle), 7311 nucleotides long. The record is from the annotation of a GenBank genome assembly. Lineage: Eukaryota; Metazoa; Chordata; Mammalia; Chiroptera; Vespertilionidae.